GUCAGUGGAAGUGCAGAAGCCACUUCUCUCCUCACUCACAUCAUCAGCUUCUCAUCAGCAGGUUCAGUUUUUGUCGGCAGCAGCAGCUCAGACUCAGACUCACAGACGCGUCAGGAUGUUCUACUUCCACUGUCCGCCUCAGCUGGACGGAGAGUGCUGUCGCUCCAACACAUUGAAUUCAAGCGGCUUUGGCAACCACGCCCCAGCUGAUUUUGAUGAUGGAUUUCUACGCAGAAAACAGCGCAGAAACAGAACAACGUUUACUUUGCAACAGUUGGAGGCUUUGGAGGCUGUCUUCGCUCAGACUCACUACCCGGACGUGUUCACGCGAGAGGAACUGGCCAUGAAGAUCAACCUGACCGAGGCCCGCGUGCAGGUUUGGUUUCAGAAUCGCAGAGCAAAGUGGAGGAAGACGGAGCGAGGGAGCUCAGACCCUGAAGGAGGGAAAGAGCAGAUAAGUGAGGGCACUCCACCUUCUCGCAGCAUCAACUCUCAGUCCCCCGUGGACCAAAGUAGAAAACAGAAAGAACCGCUGGACAUGCAGCAGAGUAUCAACAGGACUGUGGGUCCUGGUGGCCCCUUCUUCCCAUCCUGUCUACCAGGGACGCUGCUAAAUUCUGCCACCUACGCCCAGGCCCUGUCACAGGUCGCCACGCUCAAAGGUAACGGCUUGUGCUCCUGCUGCGUUUCUGACCCCAUGGGUUUGUCCUUUCUGCCACCCUACGGUUGUCAGGGCAACCGUACAGCCAGCGUGGCCGCCCUGCGCAUGAAGGCUCGUGAGCACUCAGAAGCCGUGCUGCAGUCUGCCAACCUGCUCGGUGCGGCAAACGGGCCCGGUGCCAGCGUGGGAUUGCUGUCUGGGGUCAGCGUGAGCACAGCCGGGGUGUCGAGGCCCACGGUGGGUCCUUCCAUCGAGGUGCCCGGCGCCGUGGGACGAGGGGUGGACAACUCCAGCCCUGGCCCAGCUACCAAGGGCCCGGUUCUGGGCAGUGGCUCUGACAAACACCUUCAAUGCUCCAAGGAUCCACUGGAGAAAAAGUGAGGCAUUGGACAUGGACAUGGAUACUCUAAAUCUGUGUGACUGUGCCUGUUAUCACUUCUCUCUCUCUGACUGAACUCUGGUCCAAGGAGCAACUAAGCACAAGUACUGAGUGACUCCAGAAAUAGUCGUGGAAAAGACUUUGCUAAUGUUUCAGUGUGUGGAUGCAAAAAAUAAACAUUUAAUUGACGGUGAAUUAUUGCUGUUAGUGAGAAAUAUUUGAAUAUUUGGGGCCUUGUUAGCCCCAUGAAAGCACAAGUUUUGGAUCUAUAUUUGUCGUCAUGCACUCAUGGACUCUAUUUGAUGGACUAACGUAGAUGUGUGCAAAAAACAACAACAACAACAACCUAUUUGAUAAUGUGAAUUCAAAUAAUCCUAAUACAGUUGCUCUUGUUUUCAUUGAGAGGACAGAUGCUUACAAUGUGAAUGUUAAUGCAUGUAAACUGUAAGUGUAAAAACUGUUGGCAGCACAGUGAGGACUUUGCAGGCGUUUGGCAAUAUUAUAAUAUUUCUGCCACUAAGUCAGUAAUAGGCUCAAACAAUCGAAUGUUGAAUUUUUCCUUCUUCUAUUUUUUUGAUUUUAAAGUGAAAGUGCACUUUAAUAUUAAUCAGCCAUUUUCAGUGUAAAUGUGUACAUGUGCCAGAAUACAGUACGUCCGUGUGUGACUCCGCCAAGGCAGGACGAAGCAGGGACAGAGCGGUGGUGUGUCCCCCGUCCACUCUGUUAGCACAUCUGUGGCGCCAGCAGACAGGCAACACACUCGUCCUGUUGUGACAUGUUUUUUAAAACAAUUAAAGAUGUAGCUGCUCAUGUUCCUCUCCUGUUGCCUCUCGCUCCAGCCAUCUGUUCUUAUACAUUAUUUAUCAGUGGGAGAGCAAUUGUGACGCUUAUUAUUUAUUUACUUUUAAGAAUGCUUGCCCCCCCCCCCCCACCCCUCACUUCCUCUCUCUGAGCAGUUUUUAAUAAACCCCAUUAAACAUGAUAUAUGCUAUUUAUUAAUAUUGAAUUUACAUUUAAAAAGAAUAUAAUCUAUCACCACCUCAGGGCUUGAUUCACAGCAGUUCAUCACAGGCAAUACAUUCCCUGAUUCAUUAUUCCUAAAUAUGUGUCCUCACCAGAUUGACCCCUGAAUAAAUGAUCAGCUGAUCACACUGAGAAUACUUGACCACAGAGCACAGAACCAGUAGUUGGGCUGAUUCAAUUUGCGUCCUUGAGGAUUUUCGGGAAAUUACUUUUGAUAGUCAAUAACACAAUUAAGUAAACUACACAAACAUUAUCAUGAAUAAUUGAUAGUAAAUUAUGUAUUACCAUGAAGUACUGGUUCAAUAAUUGAUGAGGCAACACCCUGGUGACACCGAAGAGAGAGAUAAUGUCAGACAUCAUGCCAGGUUGUACACAGAGUGCCGAGCCCUCGUCCUCUUUUUCACAGCGUUUAUGUGAGCAUGUUGUAAAUACUUUACAAAUACUACAAUAAUAUGACACUUUCAGCCUCCUGUGACACGAGCACUUGUCGAGAAUUAUCAUGAUUUUUAUUGUAUUGCAUUGUAUUGUAUUGUGUUGUAAAAAAAAAAAAAAAAUUAACACAACACAAUAAAUGUGGCACCUUUACUUGACUAAAUUAAGUCAAAAUAAAGUUUCAAAAUCUAAA
Solea senegalensis (Senegalese sole) is the source of this 2688-nucleotide messenger RNA. RefSeq names its product dorsal root ganglia homeobox (gene drgx). NCBI's taxonomy places the organism in Eukaryota, Metazoa, Chordata, Actinopteri, Pleuronectiformes, Soleidae. Gene Ontology annotation, molecular function: DNA-binding transcription factor activity, RNA polymerase II-specific; RNA polymerase II transcription regulatory region sequence-specific DNA binding. Bases 116 to 1042 code for a protein of 308 amino acids. Gene Ontology annotation, biological process: regulation of transcription by RNA polymerase II. The transcript is spliced from 7 exons. The record is from RefSeq and is a predicted model, not a curated record.